ACUUUGCCCUGGAGGGACUGUUACAGGAAGAGUCCGGAGCGCUGUGGAAGAGGUGAGGACUUAUUACCUGAUGGAAAUCUUUUAGGAGGGUGACAUGGAUCAAUCGAAAAGAAGCAGUGAAGUCCAACUCCCACCGCCCUACUCUCAGGACGAUGGCCAACAGAACACCUAUGGUCAACAGAACACCUAUGGUCAACAGAACACCUAUGGUCAACAGAACACCUAUGGCCAACAGAACACCUAUGGCCAACAGAACACCUAUGGUCAACAGAACACCUAUGGUCAACAGAACACCUAUGGUCAACAGAACACCUAUGGCCAACAGAACACCUAUGGCCAACAGAACACCUAUGGUCAACAGAACACCUAUGGCCAACAGAACACCUAUGGCCAACAGAACACCUAUGGUCAACAGAACUACAGUUCUCCCCACUACGGUCUGAACGUUGGCCCUGGCAACAUAGCGGUGGUCUCACCAGCGGGUCAGUAUAACGACAUGGGUCAGGGUCAUCCUGAGGACCAACAACAACACUGGGCUGCUCCACUACCACCUGACUAUUCCACCGGGCUGGAGGACACCGGCUGCUUUGAUGACAAAGCCAUAAGAAGAGGCUUUAUAAAGAAGGUGUACCUGACUCUGAUGAUUCAGCUUCUAGUCACCUUUGGGAUCAUCUGUGCCUUUCUGUAUUGGGAGGCUCUGAGGCUCUGGUCUAUGAGGACCUAUUGGUUUUCAUCCUGCAUGAUAGCAGUGGUGCUUGUCAUCAUCAUUUCCUUGUCCUGUUGUGUCAAUGUACGUCGGAAUGUCCCGCUCAAUUUCCUGGCCUUGGGACUGUUUACCACUGCAGAAGGUCUACUGCUGGGCUCUGUGACUGUGUUCUAUGAGGCGGAAGCUGUUAUGUGGGCUGUGGGCGCCACAGCACUGGUCUCCCUGGCUCUGAGUGUCUUCGCCAUGCAGUCCAGAUGGGACUUCACCUUAGCCAGUGGGGGCUUGUGGGUGUUCUGUUGGACUCUCAUAUCCUUUGCAUUGUUGUGUGGAAUCAUGCGAUCCCAGUACCUGUACAUUGUGUACGCUUGCCUGGGAACCUUGCUAUUUUCUUUGUACCUGGUGAUGGACACUCAGCUCAUACUGUGUGUGUGUAUAUAUAUAUCUCUCUCUCCAGUACCUGGUGAUGGACACUCAGCUCAUACUGGGCGGAAAACACAAAUACAGCAUUUCACCAGAGGAGUACAUCUUUGCUGCUCUCAACCUGUACCUGGACAUCAUCUCUCUGUUCACCAUGCUCCUGGCACUCAUUGGACUCAGCCGUUAACUGAAUACGCUGUUGUCACGUCAGAUAGAGCAACAAGCCACCUGCCCUGAUGUAGUUGAG
This is a messenger RNA of Oncorhynchus gorbuscha (pink salmon), 1370 nucleotides long. RefSeq names its product protein lifeguard 1-like. The transcript has 10 exons. The record is from RefSeq and is a predicted model, not a curated record. Gene Ontology annotation, cellular component: membrane. Lineage: Eukaryota; Metazoa; Chordata; Actinopteri; Salmoniformes; Salmonidae. The coding region runs from base 95 to 1360 and encodes 421 amino acids.